AUGUUGAAUUCUCUUUCCAAGACAUCUGCCUUUGUCACCCGUCAAGGGCGCAACAUGGCCACUCGUGCCUAUGGCUCCAGUCAACUCCAACUCGCCAAGGAGGGACAAGCCGAAGUCAUCCUUGUUGGAUGUGGACAACCCAACAAGGGUAUGGGAUGGUACCACGCCAUUCAAAUGCUUGAAGACAGAUGCCCAAGCGCCUCUCUAGACUACGUCGUCGAACCCUGGUUCAUGGGCGGAGGAAAGGAUUCCGAAGCCGGAGUUGAAUUCGCUGGAUGGCAAAAGGAAGCUGAAGGCAAGUAUGGAACCGCCUUUAUUGGCUCCAUGGACGACCUUCCAGAACCCAAGGCCCCACGAUUGGCACUCAUCUCUGGACGAACAGCUGACAAUCCACGCUUGUUGACCGAGUGCAUCGAAAAGGGAUCCAAGUGCAUCUACUUGGAGAAGCCAGGAGCCCCCACUGUCGCCGAGUUGGAACAAAUGAAGAACGAGGCUGAAGCUGCUGGAGUCGAAGUCUUGAUGGGAUACAACAAGAAUGUCUGCAAAUAUGUUCGCAAGACUCGCGAAUUCGCCGAAACCGUCAAGGGAUCGCACGUCACCUUUGUCUCUAACAAUGCCUACGAGCCAACUGCUGAAUCUCUUGGAGAGUGCUUUGAACGUAACGCCGAAGGUAUGCUCAAGAACAUGGCCAUCCACGAACUUGCUCUUUUGGCUUCCUUUUACGAUGUCAACGUUGACAAUAUUGCCGAAGUCACUGCCGAUAAGGAAUUCUCUUCCUUGCAAACAUUGAAGGGACCCUCUGGCAAGGACUUUACCGACUUUGAUAAGAUCAAGUUCACCAUCAAGACCAAGAACGGAAACACUGUUUCUGUCCAAGCUGACCGUUGCGGAGGAACCGACUCUUACGCUUUUGUCUCUGACCCAAGCGGUGAGGAAGUCUUCCGUUACUACAUGCCCGAUGACGAGGAUAAGGCAAUGGUCCAAGAAUUGCAAGCUCAGUACCCAACUGCCAUGCCUUACUUCUUCACCCAAGACCCUGAUUACGUCACCGUCAAGGAACGUGUCGCCAAGCACACUGUUGAUGGACUUCCUGCUGAGGGAAUUGCCACAGUCCAAAUUGCCGUCGAUACCCUCAAGGUUGCCGAAUACUUGACUCCAAUCUUGCAAGAGCAACUCAAGUAA
This is a messenger RNA of Cylindrotheca closterium, 1182 nucleotides long. The record is from the annotation of a GenBank genome assembly. NCBI's taxonomy places the organism in Eukaryota, Bacillariophyta, Bacillariophyceae, Bacillariales, Bacillariaceae.